This is a messenger RNA of Solea senegalensis (Senegalese sole), 4903 nucleotides long. RefSeq names its product protein phosphatase 1D-like. Lineage: Eukaryota; Metazoa; Chordata; Actinopteri; Pleuronectiformes; Soleidae. The coding region runs from base 202 to 1557 and encodes 451 amino acids. Gene Ontology annotation, biological process: protein dephosphorylation. The record is from RefSeq and is a predicted model, not a curated record. Gene Ontology annotation, molecular function: mitogen-activated protein kinase binding; protein serine/threonine phosphatase activity; cation binding. Gene Ontology annotation, cellular component: cytosol; nucleus. The transcript has 7 exons.
UAUGGGUGGGAGUAUGACGUCAUUACGUACAGCGGGACGUCUUGUCCGUCUUGUGGACGCUUGUAGGAGAUAAACAAAAAGGAAGGAAACCUUCGGCCACACCGUCGCGGCAAAAUCGGUUUAAAAAUUCAGGUUGUCGCAGUUUAGCGACCACAUGUUACCUUCAAUCGUUUAGAAAAGUAUUACCAAGCGUAGACAAUCAUGGACGAGACGAUAAUAUUUCGUAUGAGUGCGUAUUCCGAGCAAGGAGGGAGAAAAUACAUGGAGGAUGUUGUCGAUAUAAAAAUCGAGUACGAGCCGACUGCGGCGCCAGUUGAAGAUUAUCCAAAGUCGCAGAGACACGGAGGAGCAGAAAAACCGGAGGGUGAGGCUACAACACAGACUGAAAAUGAGACACAAAAGCUCGACGCUGCCGUCGAAUCUGCUCCAGCCUCUGCUGUGUGGGUGGAGAGUCUCUCGAACGAGGACAGCGGCAACAACAUUGCACCGGCACCUCACGAAAAAGAGCACGUAGUCGACACGCGCAGGUCGGUGGCGUUCUUCGCCGUGUUCGACGGACACGGGGGUCGCGAGGCUGCACACUUCGCGCGCGACAAUCUGUGGGAUUUGUUGAAGAGGCAGCGUGGGUUUUGGUCCAAGGAUCACAGUGAAGUGUGUGCUGCUUUACGUAAAGGCUUCAUCGCUUGUCACCAUGCGAUGUGGAAGGAGCUACCGGAAUGGCCCAAGACUAUAACCGGCUUGCCCAGCACGUCGGGCACCACUGCUAGCGUGAUUGUGAUCCGUGGCGUUCACAUGUACGUUGCCCAUGUAGGGGAUUCAGCAGUGGUAGUUGGAGUGAAAGAGAAUGACUCUGAUAUCACACUCCAGGCACUUGAACUGACACAAGACCACAAACCUGAACUUCCUAAAGAAAAAGAAAGGAUUGAACGCCUGGGGGGCAGUGUCAUGAAGAAAUCUGGGGUGAACCGUGUUGUGUGGAAGAGGCCCAGACUGACACAUAAUGGCCCAGUGAGGAGGAGUACAGUCAUUGACCAGAUCCCCUUCCUAGCUGUGGCCCGAUCCCUAGGUGAUCUCUGGAGUUAUGAUUUCUACAGUGGGGAGUUUGUGGUUUCUCCGGAGCCCGAUACCACAGUGAUGACCCUUGACCCCAAAAGACAUCGUUACAUCAUCCUCGGCAGUGAUGGUCUAUGGAAUAUGAUGCCUCCCAAGAAUGCUGUUAAUAUGUGUUGUAGCCAUGACAAAAUGGUGGGACCAAAAGGAAUGUCGUGUGCUCGGCGGCUUGGAUGUACAGCACUACUUUUUUGGAAACAACGCAUGCUCCGUGCGGACAACACAACCGUUAUUGUCCUGGCUCUUCAGGAGCGCGAGGGGCCGCCUAUCGCUAUGCAUCAGGAUGAGAUUGUUGUUGACAUGGCUACUGGAAUUGACCAUGUUCCAUUCCCAGGCACUCCUUAUAACACGUGUGAGGUCCCAAAGGAGGAGCAUGAGGAUGGCAUGUUUUAUGAAGAAGAUGAGAUAUAUGGAGAAGAACAUGGGUGGACAUGCCUGGAGUGGUAGUCAGGUGACUGCUCACUAACAAAAAAAAAGUGAUGCCAAUUCCUCCCAAUUCAGAGAAAAUUCCAUGAGUCUGCAGCGGGAGUUUGGUCUGUAUGAAGCAGCUUUUACCUGACGUUGACUCUGUGGCGGUUACACCGUCUCUCUGUGAAGGCGCAGAGGAGUUUUUACAAAAAAGCAGGACUCGGCACAUCUUGAACUCAAAGGUCCUGGUCAUCUACGCGGCCGGUUACAGCCUCGAAUUGCUGCAAGUCAGCAAUUCAGUCAGAAUGUGGCUCAGAAAAGAGGAAACAGCACCUCUGAGGAAGACACUAUUUCCUUCACCGGCACCACAUCUCUGCCUCGUGCGUGUGCUGAAUCUGGUCUUAUAAGAAGUGUUUUUUGUUUUGGUUUUUUUUUUUUACCCUGAGACUAGAGGGAAAAAUCAGCAUCAUGUCCACGUUGCAUAUGUACCAGUUGUGCUGCAGGCCCCUUUUUUCCUAAGCGUAUACUUUUAUACAAAGUGUUUGUUUUUGUAAAUAUGUGAGAAAUUUGAGAUUCUAAACAUGUUAAUGUUUUAAUUACCCUGCUUUUUUCCCCUCCCUCCCUAACCUCCCACCUCUUCAAAUAUUAAUGUUUGGGAAAGUUAAAAUUUUAGAUUUGUCCAAUCUACACAGUCUAUUUUCAUACUUCUAAGUAUGUACAGUAUAUCGGAAAUAUUUAUUUAAAAAAAGAAAAAGAAAAAGAUAGAUCACUACAGUCAGUUCACAGCAACUGUAUUUUAUAUUGUUUGGACUUUUACAGGAGUGAAGUUAAAACCUCAGACCACUUGUUCGUAUCUUUCCUCCUCAAAUGAAGUGCCGCUGCUUUUAGUGAUGGUCAGAUUUGAGCUCAUAUUGUGCCGUUUGCAAAAAUAAAGGAAGGAAGCAAACCGUGGUCUGAGGUAAACACGCGGGUAUUCAUUUUUAUUUUAUUUUAUUUUUUUUAAGUUUGCACCCUUUUGUUUUCUUCACUAUCUUUGUCCAAGUAUGUACUGUUGAGAUUAAAAGCUGUUAUUCGACUAAUUGGUGAAUGUGGAGCCUAGCAUGCGCAGAGGUGUUAAAGGGUCAGUUCACCCAAAUCGGAAGAAGUCUAAGGCUACAUUUACACUGCAGGUAUUUUUGUUGCGUACAUCUAAUUUUUUUUGGAGGACCCAUGUCUGAUAUCUGUAUUUACACCACAGGGUGGUGGUGUUUUCAGGAUACUCACCUGAAAAUGGUGUCACUGUGAAUUUCAGAAAUCCUUGCCCCAAAGGCUUAAAAACGAUUGAAACCUCAGCAUGAGUUUGAACCCUCAUCCUCCACUGCACAGGUUGAAGUCAUGUGAUCAUCGCUUGUGAACAUGUGUAUUUACAUUAUUCACUUGUUCACUUUAUGGACUCCUAAGUUCCAUUGCAUUAUGAGAUUGGUGUCUUGACAUUCGUAGACACACUUGCACUGAUCUGAUUCAUAUGUGAUCCGACAGUGGGGAGCAAUAGUCUUGUGGGUUCAAUUCCUGGCUCUGCUAAUCUGCUGACGCGCCCUUGGGCAAGACACUGCUUUGAGUGGUCGUCAAGACUAGAAGUCUUUUUUUCUAUAUAAAAGCAGAAAGACCAGUAUCUGAAUCCAUGUGCUUUUUUUCCCUGUUCACACCGUCAUGGGUCAUAUCUGAUUUGUGCCACAUGGGAGGAAACGAUCACAGAGUUGUGUGACAUAAUGCAGUGUAAAUGCAGCUACCAUUGAGGUGUCUCUCCAGAUGCUUAGGUGUGCGAUUUGAGUGAGCUAGCCCUUUAAUUGCAAUACUUGUAAUAUUUAUCUCUUUGCUGAAUAAUCAUUGAAUUCCAUUCCAAGCAAGCAUUAUUUAAUAAUAUUAAUUUUGUGUUAAAGCAGGGCAGAUGGUUGUGUUGGUUGUACUGGUCUUUACCAGAGUCUAUACCUCAGUGUGAGACAGGUUACAAUUUAUUUGACCCCUGAUCUUAUUUGUGUAACGUGCAGUUUAGUAUUCGCCAAGGCAUUAACCAUGCAUUGAAAAUGUCUUCCACUUAAUUGCCAUGUGGUUUUUUUGUUCAUUUGUAGCCUGUGUUUUAAAGGUCUAAUAUGCAAUAUUUGUGUGUCAAAACGAAAAGCAUCCCGACACGCAUGUUUUGGAAAUAUUAAUAUUAACUCAUAUUAAUAUUAACUCUCUUCUCUCUGUCUCUACUGAGCCACUUCUUACUCGCUACUCGCUGUUUGUGGCUGUUGCUGCGUUCAAGUGAAACUCAGAGCUUCCACAAAACCGUUUGUGUUCAAAACGCAUCCCUCUCGUGAACUCAUUUGAACGCGGCGUAUUCAUGUACAGGUUGUGGCAUUUCCUGCGGUACUCGAAUGCAUCUGCUGGCUCAAUAACGACACACAGAGAAGGAGUGCGUUCAUAUCUGGCUCCUGACAUUUUAACAUGCACAAUGUGGCACGUUAGACCUUCCAAACACUUGAUGGUAUAUUGAACGCAGCAAGUGCCCGUGAAGGUACAGUGUGUGAAAUGUAACGUUUGUUGGUGAAGUUGCAUGAAGCAGCUGAAUAACCCUCACCUCGCUCUUUCCUUCCAAGUGUGUGAGAGAACUUGUGUUGCCUUCCGUUAAUUCACUUUGCCUAUUGUUGGCAACUGCAUUAACACGGUGGGCCGAAAUGGCUGCCUCCUUAGAGCUCACCUGACUCUGGUAUAAAUAUAAAAGGCUCGUUUUCAUUUUAUGAAAGACAUUUCAUACAAGCAGGCGAUUAUUCAGCUGUGAAAAUUAAGGAAAGUUGUUUUUAUCGUCAAUUAAAUAUAAUUUCACCUAAACUUUACACACUAGACCUUUUUUUUUAAGAAUAAAAAAGUGAUUUUAAGUUGUGCUAACAUGGCAGCUCACCUACCAUUCUUGCCGAUUCCUUUGCCUUAUAUUUUUUUUACAUAAAAACGUCAUGAUUGCCUUUGCACAAAUUAGUCACAGGUGCUAUUCACGUGGUUUUUACAUGAUGGAGGCCCCCCCCUCACUCAGCUCCGGCCCUGCACAUUCUUUUCUACGCCACUCACAAUAUGUCAAUGUUUGUACAGUGGGUCCAUAUGCAAAUGAUUAUUAUUAUAAUUAAUAUUAUUGUUCUUAUGCAAAGUCAUUGGUUCCAGGAGUCUGGCAUGCUCAGAGCUACUCUGUAUAUUGUGAAGUGUCCAGAGGUGAUGGAUGUUAAUGAGCAUGUGUUAUUACAAUACUUGAGUCUUGGCUUCAGAGUCACUGCCGCUGCUUCUCAAGUCUCACUAUAUACUGUAUGUUAACAUGCUUUAAAAGUGACUGGUGUACAUUUUCCGUGUGUUGUAAUAAAGUUCUCAUUUUUCACUA